ACACACACACACACACACAUAUGUGUACGUUUGAUUUCAUUGUUUUUUUGACGCGAAAAUGGCAGCCAACUGUACGACAACCAGUGCCAGCAAAACCAAGACCAAGAAAAAGCACUUUGUAGCCCAGAAAGUGAAGCUGUUCCGAGCCAGUGAGCCGCUGCUCAGUGUGCUCAUGUGGGGCAUCAACCACACCAUCAAUGAACUUAGCCACGUGCAGAUUCCUGUUAUGUUGAUGCCAGACGACUUCAAAGCCUACAGCAAGAUAAAAGUGGAUAAUCAUCUUUUUAACAAAGAGAAUCUUCCAAGCCGUUUCAAAUUUAAGGAAUACUGCCCCAUGGUGUUUAGGAAUCUACGGGAGCGGUUUUCUAUUGACGAUCAAGAUUACCAGAACUCGGUCACGCGGAGUGCACCCAUACACAGCGACUCACACAACCGAAUGGGAGUCCGGUUCCUCACCACGUACGACAAAAGAUUCGUCAUUAAAACUAUUUCGAGUGAAGACGUGGCGGAGAUGCACAGUGUUUUAAAAAAGUACCACCAGUAUAUUGUGGAAUGUCAUGGGAACACGCUUCUCCCCCAGUUCCUGGGCAUGUACCGGCUAACAGUUGAUGGAGUGGAGACCUACAUGACUGUCACGAGAAAUGUAUUCAGUCACAGACUCAAUGUGCACAGGAAGUACGAUCUGAAGGGCUCAACAGUUUCGAGGGAAGCCAGUGGCAAGGAAAAGGCCAAAGAGCUACCGACACUCAAGGACAAUGACUUUCUGAACGAAGGCCAGCGGAUUCAAAUAGGAGACGAAAAUAAGAAGAUGUUUCUUGACAAACUGAAGCGAGACGUUGAGUUUUUGGCACAGAUGAAGAUCAUGGAUUACAGCCUGUUAGUUGGAAUUCACGACGUAGACCGUGCCGAGCAGGAAGAGAUGGAGGUGGAGGAGAAAGGUGACGAUGAGGAGUCUGAGAAUGAUGGGAUGGGAGCCCUGGUCGGUUCUUACGGAACUCCCCCAGACAGCCCUGGGAACAUGCUGAAUUUUCCUCGAAUCUUCGGACCAGGAGAGUUUGACCCAACAGUUGAUGUGUACGCCAUAAAGAGUUAUGACUUAACUCUGCCGAAUUUGACAGAUGCUCCAAAGAAGGAAGUUUACUUCAUGGCAAUAAUCGAUAUUCUAACUCACUACGAUGCAAAGAAAAAGGCUGCGCAUGCAGCCAAGACUGUCAAACACGGGGCUGGUGCUGAGAUCUCCACUGUUAAUCCUGAACAAUACUCGAAGCGUUUUUUAGAAUUCAUGAUGAAUAUCAUAACAUAGUGCCCAUGCAGCACCCACCCACCCACCUACCCUCGCACACCCACUCACUACAGACACGCUCGCUCACUAUAUUCACACACUCCUAUGCACUCGCACCUGCACACACUCACGCACACCCGCCCACAUGAGAGACUACCGAUGAGUAGCGGAUGCAGCAACGUGGGAAUUUAAGCCAAAACACUGUCUGUCCAUGGUGGCCGCAGUAUUUAGACCUGCAGAGACCGAUCUCAAAAUUGCAUCUUCGGCAACGAAACCAAGAAAAAGGAGAGAAGGGGGAAAAAAAGACUCGCGUCAAAUCUGCUCUGCCUCAGUCGUUGUUUUGUACCAUUUUUGAAGAUUCCCAGCCACGCUUUUUACCCGAGCUUGCCUUUCCCGCGGGAGUAGCUUCACACAGCACUUGAUCUCAUCCCAGCAAGGCGCUCGGCAAAAUGUUACUAACGGGGGGAGUGGGGGUGGGGGGUUGGCCGAGGGGUGUCUCACACUCAGUACAGUGUGAGACAACUUUGAUGGUUGGAAGCCACCACCUAUCUCUCUUUGUUUCAAGAAUGUAUUAUCCGAACAGCAAAUUGUGUGUGUGUAUGUGCAUGUGUGUGUGCAUGUGUGUGUUUGCGUGUA
Messenger RNA from Callorhinchus milii (elephant shark), 1918 nucleotides. Its product is annotated as phosphatidylinositol 5-phosphate 4-kinase type-2 beta. The record is from RefSeq and is a predicted model, not a curated record. NCBI's taxonomy places the organism in Eukaryota, Metazoa, Chordata, Chondrichthyes, Chimaeriformes, Callorhinchidae. Gene Ontology annotation, molecular function: phosphatidylinositol kinase activity. Bases 59 to 1303 code for a protein of 414 amino acids. Gene Ontology annotation, biological process: phosphatidylinositol metabolic process. The transcript is spliced from 10 exons.